Closterium sp. NIES-65 is the source of this 3318-nucleotide messenger RNA. The record is from the annotation of a GenBank genome assembly. Lineage: Eukaryota; Viridiplantae; Streptophyta; Zygnematophyceae; Desmidiales; Closteriaceae.
AUGCGAUCGGAAAUGCCGUCCCAGGUGCUCCUCCUGUGCCUCGGUCCCAUCAUCUCCCAUUCCCCCUGUCUCAUCCUCCCCCUUUCCCUGUGUCCAAUUAUCACCCCUUCCCUCUGUCUCAUCAUCUCCCGAUCCCUCGGUCUCAUCAACUCCCCAUCCCUCGGUCUCAUCAACUCCCCAUCCCUCGGUCUCAUCAACUCCCCAUCCCUCGGUCUCAUCAUCUCCCGAUCCCUCGGUCUCAUCAACUCCCCAUCCCUCGGUCUCAUCAUCUCCCCAUCCCUCGGUCUCAUCAACUCCCCAUCCCUCGGUCUCAUCAACUCCCCAUCCCUCGGUCUCAUCAUCUCCCCAUCCCUCGGUCUCAUCUUAUCCCCUGUCAGUUGCGCCUGGUUGGAUGACUCUCAGCUGCACCUGGUGGUGCACGAGACGUGCAAGCUGGAGAAGCUGGGCGGCAGGAAAAAGGACGGCUACGGCGCAUGGAUGCUCUGCACCAAUCACCUGCGGCCAGGUGGCAUAGUGUACUCGUUUGGGAUCGGAGGCGACGUGUCGUUUGACAAUGAGAUGGUGAACCGAGGCUACAAGGUUUUCGGUUUUGAUCCCACCGUGACCCCAGAUCAUGUGAGCAGCUUAUUCAAAAACAACCAUGAGCGCGACCAACCAUCCGCUUUCCAAUUCUGCCAGGUUGGCAUUGGGGCUGUAGACGGCAUUAUCACCUUCUUCAGUCCCAAGAAUCCCCGCCUGAAAUCCAUGACAGCUGUGAAGCACGAGGAGCUGUCAAAGCGGUACGAAAGCCGAGGCAUGCCGGCGCCAGUCAUGCGGUUACCAACAUUCAUGUGCAGUAAUGGACAUGGGUUCAUUGACGUGUUGAAGAUAGAUGUUGAAGGGGUUGAGUUUGAUAUCUGCGAUGAAUGGUUAAGGAUGGACACUCCCCUCCCGGUUGGCCAAGUGUUGGGCCGACAGACCGCGCAGCGCGACUCAGGGUGGUUCGAAACUGUGCCGUUUCAGUUUCCGUUCCAACGCGUCAAGUCCGUCAAGCUCGUCGUGAUCAUGGCGAGCGGGGUGAACCUCACUGCGGUGACAGUCAUUGCUGCCGUCUCCGCCGUCCUCGCGGCCGGCGUCACAGCGCUAAACAUUCCCUCCGGCGUCUUCGGCCUGCACCCCAAGCCCCACGUGCUACCCUUCUUCUGCACGUGCGACGAUGACUCAGCGCUGAUGGAGGACAGCCUGGCGCGCUGCCAGGUGGCGAGCGACUUCCUCAUCGCGCUGGCAUACCUGUCCAUCCCACUCGAGCUCGCAUACUUCACGCUGAGGGCCAGGAACUUCUCACACCGCUGGGUCAUGCUGCUCUUCAGCCUCUUCAUUGUCCUUUGUGGACCUUCUCACACCGCUGGGUCAUGCUGCUCUUCAGCCUCUUCAUUGUUCUCUGCGCAGUCCCCACUCCCCUCUUUUCUCCCUCCCCCAUUCCUUUGCCCCUCUCCCUUCGCCCAUCGCCCUGUCCCACCAGGCCUGACCCACCUGGUGAACGUGUGGACGUACGGUGCGCACCCGCGGCAGCUGAGUGUGGUGCAGACGGUGCUCAAGGUGCUCUGUGCGGCCGUCUCAUGGGGCACAGCCUUUGUGCUCUUCACCAUCAUCCCCUCGCUCCUCAAGUUCAAGGCAAGUGCCUUUGUCCGUCCAGACGUGUCCUUUUGGGUCGACUCUCAGCACCUGCAGCAGCUGAGGGUCGUGCAGAAGGUGCUCAAGGUGCUCUGCGCGGCGUUCCCAGUCUGCGUAUCCUGGAGCUCUAUCCAGGUUCGGGAGCUUUCGCUGCAGCACAAGGCUGCACAGCUGGAUCGGGAGAUGGAUGCUAUUCGAAGAAGAGAGGAGGUGGGGCGGCAUGUGCGUAUGCUAACAUACGAGAUCCGCCAGUCCCUGGACCGCCACACCAUCCUCAACACCACGCUAGUGGAGCUCGCACAGGCGCUCGUGCUUGAGAACUGCACCGUGUGGAUGCCCGACCCCUUGCUACUGACCCCUGUGAGUGCUACUGACCCCUUGCUACUGACCCCUGUGAGUGCUACUGACCCCUUGCUACUGACCCCUGUGAGUGCUACUGACCCCUUGCUACUGACCCCUGUGAGUGCUACUGACCCCUGGAAGCGUGUGCAUAAAUGCAUGAGGAGUCACACCAUCCUCAGCACCACGCCUUACCCCUGGGCCCAUGCGAACGCCAUGGCAGCUGUUCGUCUGGCAAUCCACAUGCCCACACACUCCCGUGCUUCACGAUCCAGCCAGCAAGGGGACGACGGUGCUGCUGCUGCUGCUGCGGCUGCAGCUGGUGCCGCUGGUGCUGUUGGUGGUGGUGGUGGUGGUGGUGGCAAUAAUGGUGCAGAUAGUGACGGAUUUGCUGGUAGUGAGGCUGCUGAUAUGGAGUACGGUUCGGUUGUGGAGUAUGGGCUCAUGGUGCUCGUGCUGCAUGGGGACGAGAAGAGGCAGUGGCAGCCGCACGAGGUGGAGAUGGUGGAAGCAGUGGCAGACCAAGUGGCCAUCGCGCUCUCACAUGCUGCAGCGCUGGAGGAGUCGCAGCGGCGCAGGGAGGAGAUGGCGGAGCAGAAUGCGGCGAUGCAGGUGGCACGGGUGCGAGCAGAGGAGGCGAUUCAAGCCAGGAACGACUUCCUGUCCGUCAUGAAUCAUGAGCGCAGGGAGGAGAUGGCGGAGCAGAAUGCGGCGCUGCAGGUGGCGCGGAUUAGAGCAGAGGAGGCGAUUCAAGCCAGAAACGACUUCCUGUCCGUCAUGAAUCAUGAGAUGAGGAGCCCUCUGCACACCAUCCUCGCGCUCUCCUCCCUCAUGGAGGAGGACGACCUAACAGAUGAGCAAGGGCCCAUGGUGGCCACUCUCACUCGCAGUGCUUCCAUGCUCACAUCCCUCAUCUCCGACGUCAUUGGGGUGGCCCAACGGCAAGAGAUCAAUCUCGUGCUGGAGCACCGUCCGUUCGAUCUAAGGCGAAUGCUGCACGACGCGGCGUCCCUGGCAUGGCCCAUGAUGCGAGCCAAGGGACUGAGCUUCUCAGUGGUGAUUGCGAGGGAGGUGCCUCGGCACGUGGUGGGGGAUGAGCGGCGAUUGCUGCGCGUGGUGCUGCACAUCAUAGGCCAUGCCAUUGACUCCACGCAUGAGGUAAAGAGGGAGGAGUGCCGAGUGAUGCCGAGUGGUGCUGUGUGGUGCAGCAGCAGGGAGGUGCCUCAGCACGUGGUGGGGGAUGAGCGGCGAUUGCUGCGCAUGGUGCUGCAUAUUAUCAGGCAUGCCAUCGACUCCACCGAUGAGGUAAAGAGGGAGGAGUGCUGA